AUCACGACCCGCCAGCAAUCGCGCCCCUGGGUCCAGGAGGGCUGUUGCCGACGGCCUCAGCAGACACCCGUUCCAUCGUGGACGGCCUCGGCGGCGCAUCCACCCCUGCGUUGGUAGCAGCCUCAAAGGGCGAUAUCAUCUCCGAUGCAAAGCCGACCCCGUCCAAAGAGCCCCAAAAGUACCUGAGCGAGGCAACCCGGCUGCGCUUUGAACGCAUCGUGCAAAUGUACCCGCGUUUCGGCCCUGAAGAGUUCGGCCUUGGAAACGACGACCUGGCUCGGAUCUGCAACUUUGACAACCGCGAAGCCGCCUCUCAGAUCGAGCUUCUCAACGAAGAAUAUGGAGGCGUCGAGGGCAUCGCCUAUCUUCUGAAAUCCAACGUCGAGACCGGAUUGCCCAUCAAGAGCUCCCACGAAACGCGUCUGCGCAUGGGCCAUGAAGACACCAAGCCCGGCCACUACGCCAAAAUCACCCCGGAUGAUGAGGCGCGGGCCGGCAAAGUCGACCUUACCCCGGUCGAUGACGAGGCCAGAAAGAUCCUGUAUGGCAAGAACAUCUCGCCGCCGCCCGCCUCGGCCAGCAUCCUCGAGAUUGUGUGGGAGACGGUCAAAGAGGACCCCAUCCUCAAGAUCCUUCUUGUUGGCGCCGUCGUGGUUCUAUCGCUCGGCACAUCCAUGUGUCCCAGCACCGGUUGGGGCGAGGGCCUGGCCAUCCUCAUAGCCGUCGUCAUCGUCCUCUCUGUCACCGCCGGCAACGACUACAGCAAGGACCGCAAGUUCAAGAAGCUGCUGCUGAUCCAAUCUGACAAGAAAGUCAAAGUCAUCCGCGGCGGGGUCAAAGACCAAAUAUCGUCCUGGGACAUUGUCGUAGGCGACCUGGUGGAAAUCCAGACCGGAGAUGAGAUUCCCGCCGACGGAUUCUUUGUGAGUGGCAACCGGCUCGUCGUGGACGAAUCGCCGCUGACAGGCGAAUCGGCACCCGUCAAGAAAGGGCCCCUUGCGCCAUUCCUGUUCUCUGGUUGCCAAGUGAGCGAGGGCUCUGGCUUGAUGCUCGUUGCUCUUGUUGGUCCGCGCUCGAGCGGCGGGCAGAUCCAGGAACUGCUUAGCGAGGCUCAGAAUCAAGAAACCGUUCUGCAGGAGAAGCUCAAGGUCGUCGCCAUCCUGAUCGGCAAGAUCGGCGUUGCUGCCGGCAUCCUGACCUUUCUUGGGCUAACUACCCGCUGGGCGAUCAACUGGGCAACCGGCCUGCCCACCCACGGGACCUGCGGGUCGGCUUCAACGAGUUAUGCGACCAUCGCCCGCAUCCAAAGCCUGGCCGAGUACUUUGUUAUUGGCAUCACGGUCGUCGUCGUUGCCGUGCCCGAGGGCUUGCCGAUGGCCGUAACGAUCUCGCUUGCAUUCUCCAUGUUCAAGAUGAUGCAGGACAAGUGCUUCGUGCGCCACCUGGACGCAUCAGAGACCAUGGGCGAAGCCACUUGCAUCUGCACCGACAAAACCGGAACCCUCACCGAAAAUCGCAUGACAGUCGUCAAGGUCAUGAUCGGAGACUACACCAUCAACGGCGAGGGCUCGGGCGACGCCAGCGCCGCACCGUUCACAAAGUCAACCUUUUCAUUCCGACUCCGAUCAUUUUUGGCCGAAGCAAUCUCAACCAACUCGACGUGCUUUAUCAAAUACAACGAGGGCACAGGACAGCCCAUCUUUGUGGGACCGGCGACGGAAGGCGCCCUCCUCAUCUUUCUUUCAAAGCUUGGCAUAGACUAUGCCCACAUCCGAGAGCAGACCAAAAAGAUCGACAAUGGCAUCUGGAACUUUUCGUCAGAGCGAAAGAGAAUGUCCACGCUCGUCAAGGCCAACUCCCAGUCUCCCACCGCCUCCAACCGAUUCAAGUAUCGCCUCUACACCAAGGGCGCCUCUGAGAUCAUCUUGGGCCUGUGCACCCACGUCAUGAACUCGGAUGGCACCGACCUGCACGAGAUGGGAUCCGCCGACGUCUCCAAGAUCCAGCGCAACAUCAAGAAAUGGGCCUCCGAGGGCCUGCGCACGCUUGCCCUUGCCUACCGGGACACCGACCAGCACUUGACCACAAUCGAGGGCCAGACCGUCAAGGACGAUCCUGAGCACGACCUCGUGUGGAUAGGGCUCAUCGGCAUCAAGGAUCCUGUCCGCCGCGAGGUCCCUGGAGCUGUCGAACUCUGCCAGAACGCCGGGCUCAAGAUCCGAAUGGUCACCGGCGACAACAUUCUCACGGCCUGCAAAAUCGCCACCGAGUGCGGCAUCCUCUUCAGCGACGGCGUGGCCUUGGAAGGCCCGGUGUUUCGAGCCAUGGCCGAAGAGGAACAGCUCGCCAUCAUUCCUCGCCUGCAGGUGCUUGCCCGGUCUUCGCCGUCGGACAAGCACAGGCUCGUUAGUCUGCUGAAGAAAAUGGGCGAAGUCGUGGCGGUCACUGGCGACGGCACCAACGACGCCCCCGCCCUCAAAGAGGCCGACGUGGGCUUUGCAAUGGGUAUCUCAGGAACACAGAUCGCCAUGAAUGCCUCGGACAUUGUGCUUCUGGAUGACAACUUUGUGUCGCUCGUCCAGUCGAUCAAGUGGGGCCGCAACGUCCUCAACUGCGUGCGCAAGUUCUUACAGUUUCAGCUGUGUGUCAACCUGACCGCCAUCAUUCUCACCUUUGUCGGGUCGGUGACCGUGGGAGAGCCCCCCUUGAGCACCGUCCAGCUGCUGUGGGUCAAUCUCAUCAUGGACUCUCUCGGUGCCCUGGCCUUGGCGACAGACGAGCCCGAGCCCGACAUCCUGGACCAUCCUCCACAUGCCCGAGAUGCCCAUCUGCUCUCGACCGAGAUGAAGCUGUACAUCAUCACCCAAGUGGUCUACCAAACGGUGGUGCUGCUGGUGAUUCUUCUCCAGGGCGACUACAUCUUUGUUCUUGCCACGGUCGAUCCAACCGACACCGACCACCCGGACAUGCACACCAAGACGCUGUGCUUUGCCACGUUCAUCUUUAUGCAGUGCACCAACAUUGUCAUGGCUCGGCAGAUCAAUGGCGAGCUCAACGUCUUCAAGGGAUUCCUGCGCAACCACUACUUCCUGAUCAUCCUGAGCGUCAUCAUCGUCGUCCAGAUCAUCGUUGUGACCUUUGGCUCCACCUUUGUCUCGACAGUGUCGCUCGACGCGGCCGAGUGGGGACUCUGCAUCGGGUUCGGCCUCGGCAACAUGCCCUUCACCUUUGUCGUCCGUGCCCUCACCAAAUUCUACCACUACAUGCAAAACAAAAAGGCCGGCAGUCGGCAAGGCAGCUCCAGCAACCUGCGCGGCGGAAACAGACGCAUCUCGCGCUACAUGCUGAAUGAAGAUCGUCCCACGGAGCUCGGCAAGUCGGGGAGCUACUCGGAGAGAUCGAGGUCCCGCCAGGACGCAUCCUCCAAAGACACCGGCUCGGGCAAACGUCCUGAACCUGUGCAGCGGCAGUCAAGCCGCGGCCUGGUGCGGAAGAAGUCAUUGGCGGUCGAGUGAGACAUCCCCGACACCAAAGAGUCAGCGACCAAAUCGCCGCCAAGGAGGGCCGAUGCAGCCAGAAUCGGUUUGGCCGGCAUCUGGUCGGUCUGCAAGUCCCUGUCGAUCGGCGUCGUUUCCAUCGCUUGUCCACUGGGGCUUCUUGGUGAACGGCAGCUUGAUAAU
This is a messenger RNA of Polychytrium aggregatum, 3680 nucleotides long. RefSeq lists its product as uncharacterized. The record is from RefSeq and is a predicted model, not a curated record. Bases 225 to 3515 code for a protein of 1096 amino acids. Gene Ontology annotation, biological process: intracellular calcium ion homeostasis; calcium ion transmembrane transport. The transcript is spliced from 2 exons. NCBI's taxonomy places the organism in Eukaryota, Fungi, Chytridiomycota, Chytridiomycetes, Polychytriales. Gene Ontology annotation, molecular function: ATP binding; ATP hydrolysis activity; P-type calcium transporter activity. Gene Ontology annotation, cellular component: intracellular membrane-bounded organelle; membrane.